AUGGCAUCCAGCAUCGAUUCGCCAGUGGAUCUCCGAUCCCUCGAAACCGUGUCUGAGUAUGACGGACACCUGAUGUGUCCCAUCUGCCAUUGCCCGUUCGUGAACCCGGUCCAGCUGAACUGCGAUCAUAUAUUCUGCCAGGCAUGUUUGGACACCUGUAUCCGGACUUCGAACCCUCUUGUGCGCCACCGAACCCUCCCCGAUAACUUCCUCUGUCCAACUUGUCGACUGCUUACGAAUUCUACGUUCAAACGUGCACCUCGGCUAGUCGUGGCUAUGUGUGAUGACAUACUUGUGAAGUGCCCAUAUACGCCCCAGGGAUGCAAGGAGGUUAUCCAGCGUGGUUAUGUACAGUCGCACGUGGAUAAGUACUGCGCCUACAAACUCAUCGAGUGCUUAGAUGAGGCCUGUGACAAGAUGAUUCGAGUGAAAGAUAUGCCUUCAGAUAACCAUUGCGUGCACCAGCUGCAGGAGUGUGACGGAUGUGGGGAAUCAGUUAUGGAACUGGAGUUUGAUAAACACAAGGCCGCAUUAUGUUCGGCAACAGAAAUGACUUGCUCGACAUGUGGUGCGACUCUAUGUCGACGGGAAUAUGCGGACCACAUCAAGGACUGCUCUACGAGUGCUUGCCAGGCAGCCGCUUAUGGGUGCCCUGUCACAUUACACAUCUCCGAAAUUGAAGAGCACGAGAAAGGCUGCCCGCUGGUUACACUUGGACCAUACCUCGAGAACCAGUCUUCGCGCAUCGCCUCAAUGGAGACCACAAUCAGGCAGCUUCAGCAACGAAACGAAGUACUUGAAGAAGGCAUUGCGAGCAUCCGCUCUUCACUACAGACUAGCCGCCCGUCAUCUGCGCUGGGCACCGCCAGUUCAUCCCAAAUGGCCGUCGAGGACAUACCAUCGACGGAUCUUGCAGAGUUGUUGACUGAAACAACGGCACAACCGGAACCUUCGACGGCUGGUAAUACAAACACAACCACUUACCUCCUUUCCAUUCACGAGUCCCUUCGCGAAGAAGUGAGCGAACUCACACACGCUCUCUCGGACCUGGAUGCGCGCGCCAACAUGACCAUAAUGAACGAGAAUCUCCGCCUCCGAGAAGACAUGGCGCAUAUUAGCGCCGGCCUCAACACCGUCAGAAUGCAAGUACACAUGCUGAUCAAUUCGUUCCUACACCAAGGCCAGCGACCAAUGGGUACUCGCCCGGCACCAACUGUUGGCAACAACAGCGUCGAAGGUUUAAACUCCCCUGGCCCAUCCAGCUCUGUUAACCCAAGGAUGAACUCGGAGACUCUUUUGAGCACGAGGAGGCAGAGUGACAGCCGAGAAAGCACCAAGCUGUGA
Uncinocarpus reesii 1704 is the source of this 1344-nucleotide messenger RNA. RefSeq lists its product as uncharacterized. Gene Ontology annotation, molecular function: zinc ion binding. The transcript is spliced from 2 exons. Bases 1 to 1344 code for a protein of 447 amino acids. Lineage: Eukaryota; Fungi; Ascomycota; Eurotiomycetes; Onygenales; Onygenaceae. The record is from RefSeq and is a predicted model, not a curated record.